CGAGGUCUCAACAACUUUCUUCUCCAAUUCGACAAACAUUUUUCAAUAUCCAUCUUCUUGCAGGCCAUGAUGGAUUUUCUGCAGGUAUGUAGCCUCCCACUCCGCUCCUCAAUGACAUUGAUGGGGGUAGAUAGCCAAGCUAACAUGAAUGGGUGUACAGCGCCUUGCGCGUUUCCUCGACAGGCCUCUCUUUCCAUGGAAGAAGCUUAUUAUUGGCUUCUCCCUUGCGCAAUUCGCGUUCGAGGGCUUCCUUUCUUUACGACAGUAUCAGGUUCUCAAAAAGACUGCUCCGCCAAAGGUCCUGAAGAAUGAGGUUUCUCAGGAUGUGUUUGAUAAGAGUCAGGUAUGUCUGACUUUCCGUCCAUCCGGGCAAUUAUCCUCCUUCUGCAACGCAGUCGCGGGGCAUUUCUCUCCUUCCACGCAACACAUUGCCAUACAUCUGCUGAUACGAGGUGAUGUAGGCAUACGGUCGCGCAAAAGCAAAGUACAAUCUCUUCUCGGGUCUCUACGGUCAAAUCCAAAACACGGCAUUCAUCUACUACGACGUUCUCCCCAAGCUCUGGGCUGUAGCCGGCUCCUUCCUACUAUCCUACGCACCGGCUCGCUUCCAAGGCGAGAUCUCGCAGUCCAUCAUCUUCGUCCUCGCAUUCAUCUUGAUCCAGCAGGUUAUCUCGCUCCCUACGUCCAUCUACCACACCUUCGUGCUGGAAGAGAAAUUCGGGUUCAAUAAACAAACGCCUAAGCUAUUCAUUACGGAUAUCAUCAAGGGACAAUUCCUCGCACUCGUUCUCGCACCACCGAUUCUUGCUGCCUUUCUCGCGAUCGUUCAGAAAGCGGGACAGAAUUUCUUCUAUUAUCUCUGGUUGUUCGGUGCUGGAUUGCAGGUUUUUAUGAUUACUAUCUAUCCGAUUGCUAUCCUGCCUUUGUUCAACAAACUGUCUACCCUCGAGAAGGGCGAGUUGAAGACUGCCGUUGAGGGACUGGCUGCUGGAUUGAAGUUCCCUCUCCAUGAACUGUAUGUGAUUGAUGGCAGUAAGCGCAGUGCGCAUAGCAAUGCGUAUUUCUUUGGGAUGCCGUGGAAGAAGCAUAUCGUCAUCUAUGAUACGCUGAUUGAGAAGAGUGGGACGGAGGAGGUGGUUGCAGUGCUGGCGCAUGAGUUGGGGCACUGGAGUUUGGGGCAUACUACCAAGUUGUUUGGAAUUUCGCAGGUAUGUUUUUUUUACGUUACACGCUCUUGCAGCCUUGAUUAUAUCCUGGAAGGGGAAAGGAGGUUUAUGGUUUUGAUUCUAACGGGUUUAUGUUUAUAGGCACAUUUCUUCUACAUCUUCUCCCUCUUUUCCGUCUUCAUCAACAAUAAAUCCCUCUACCAAUCCUUCGGCUUCACCAACACACAACCCAUCAUCAUUGGCUUCAUCCUCUUCUCGGACGCGCUAGCACCCAUGGACACCGUCAUCAAGCUACUGAUGAACAUCCUCAGCCGCAAAUACGAGUUCGAGGCUGAUGCGUUCGCGCAGAAGCUGGGAUACCAAACCGAACUGGCCCGUUCUUUGAUCAAGCUCCAAAUCCAAAAUUUGAGCACCAUGGAUGCGGAUUGGAUGUAUGCUAGUUAUCAUUUCUCGCACCCGAUUCUGGCGGAGAGACUAGGCGCUUUGGGGUGGGUUGAUGAGAAGGCUGUUAGUGGUACCGAGGGGGAGGAUGAGAAGGUUUCCAAGGCGAGUGGGAGGGAGUUGUAAAUGUAUGGAUAGGUGUAGGUUUGUGUAUGGUAUGUGUGUGACAAUAGAAGGGG
Hymenoscyphus albidus is the source of this 1786-nucleotide messenger RNA. Lineage: Eukaryota; Fungi; Ascomycota; Leotiomycetes; Helotiales; Helotiaceae. The record is from the annotation of a GenBank genome assembly.